Molecule: messenger RNA, 2406 nt
Organism: Musca domestica (house fly)
Lineage: Eukaryota; Metazoa; Arthropoda; Insecta; Diptera; Muscidae
Exons: 2
Coding region: 547-2196 (549 amino acids)
Source: RefSeq, a predicted model, not a curated record
AAGCAAGUCAACAUUACAAGAAAUACUCUUACAAACAUUAAAGCUCAACUCAGGGACCAAUUAGAUGCAGACGACUUAAUAUUACUCACAGAAAGUGAGAAUAUCAUUUCUCACUCUCAAAGCACAAAACAGAAAUCUAUACACACCAACAAACUAGACGCAUUAAAACAACAACAACACUGUCAACUGAACAUACAACACAACAAGGAAUGGUUCGUAAAUAAAACAGAUACUGACAUACCCAACAACGUUGAAUGGUUGCUGUCUCUUGGGCCGAAGUUCUCUUUGCCAACAACAAAAACGACGUUCCCCUUGUUUGAUAUUAUCGCUGAGGGAGAAGAGUGCAUUCAAACGUUGGAUAACAGAGAACAACAAGAGAAUGCGAGAAUAAAUUUUAUUACUCUGAUAAAUGACCACACGAGGAAAACGACAUUAGGGAAAAGAGAUCGGUUUGUUCUAAACACAGUGGACCAAACGGCGAAAUUUUUGAAACAAAAUAAAGAAUUAUUAAUAUUAAAUGCAGACAAGGGUGGAAAAACUGUUGCCAUGUCAAAAACAGAAUAUGAUUCAAAAAUGAACGCAAUUUUAAUGGACAUGUGUACUUACAAACGUGUAAGAAAAGACCCAACAACAGGACUACAAGAGAAAAACAAUAAAUUAGUUACAAAAUUAUUUGAGUUAAAACUAAUUGACGAGAAAGUGAAAUAUAACUUAAUAAAUAGAACGUCAAUACCACCAAAGAUAUAUGGAUUGCCCAAAAUCCAUAAGGAGGGAACACCACUACGACCAAUAUGUUCAUUUACAAAUUCGCCGACUUAUGAGUUAUCCAGAUAUAUAUCAAAAAUCCUAAAAGUAUUGACAGUUGAUUCAAAAUACAACAUUAAAGAUGCAAUAGACUUCAAAUCCAGGAUUAAUAAUCAACAUAUUGAAGAUGACGAAAUUUUAAUUUCAUUUGACGUGAUUUCCUUGUUCCCAAGCAUUCCAGUAAACUUGGCUAUUAGUGCUAUUAAAGAUAGUUGGUCUAUUAUAAAGGAACAUACACAUAUACCAAUGGAUCUUUUUAUUGACAUUUUGACAACAUGUAUUAAGGACGCUAGAUAUUUCGCAUAUAAGGAUAAGAUAUAUGAACAACAAAAAGGCAUGCCGAUGGGCUCACCUAUUUCACCAAUCAUUGCUGAUAUAAUAAUGGAGAAACUUCUUGACGAAACUAUGAACAAAUUGACUAUCAAACCCAGAUUCUUGACAAAAUAUGUGGACGACAUAUUUUGCAUCGUAAAAAAGGAGGAAGUGGAAAAUACACUUAAGACGCUGAAUAUGUACAACAAACAACUACGGUUUACGAUGGAGAGUGAAUUGAAUAAUCAGUUACCAUAUCUAGAUAGCUUAGUACAAAGAGAAGGAAAAAAGUUGUUAUUAGAUUGGUACCAAAAGCCAACAGCCUCGGGUAGAUUAAUUAAUUACCAUUCAAAGCAUCCGCGACGUAUAAAAAUCAACACGGCCACAAACUUUAUCCAAAGGGUCUUGAAAAUAAGUGACAGAAAAUUCCAUGCAAAGAACAAAAUCAAAAUCAUAAAGAUUUUAAAAAUGAAUGACUUCCCUAGUAACAUUGUUAAUGAAUUGAUUAAACGCGCCGAGGGUAAUAGAGCAUACCAAAAUACAAAAUUAGUGGAAAAGACAUAUAAAAGAUCUACAUAUAUACCAGGGUUUUCGGAAAGAUUUUCUUCAUCAAACAUGUACAACAGUGAGAAGUAUCAAUUGGCAUUCAGAAGCAGUAACACCAACAAUAAUUUCUUUAGUAGAACUAAAACAAAAAUUCCACACGAGGAUAAAUCUAACGUCGUUUAUAAGAUUAAAUGUAAUGGGGACGGGUCCAACGUAUGUCAGAAGGCAUAUGUUGGGACAACAAAAUCUAAAUUAAAAACUCGUAUUAGCUCUCAUAAAUCGGACCAAAAGACAAUAACUAAACCCAUAGAGCAAAAAACUGCCCUUGCUGCCCAUUGCCAACAAGAAGGACAUACGCCCAAUUUCAAAGAUGUCGACAUCUUGGCACAAGAAAAUAACUACAAACGUAGGUACAUGUUAGAAAUGCUACAUAUUAUAAAUGUACCUCCUAAUAAACGAAUGAACUACAAAACUGACACGGAACAUUGUGCUCAAAUUUAUAGAAAUGUCAUCGAAAAGCAUAAGAAAAAUUAGUUGGAAAAUUCGAGUAAAAAGGAAAGGAUGGAAAAGCUGCAUCAGAGAACUUAAAAACAGAAGAGUUAAAAUCCAAUUCAAAUCCCUGAUGAUGACUAUCGAAGAUAGUCGAAAUAUCGGACAAAUAAAUUAAUAUAUAAAAAAACAAAUUCGUCUGUUUUUUAAAUUCUGACCUCGAGCCAAACGAAAAACCAGAAGAAAAUACAUUGA